UUUGCUGUUUGAUUUCGAUCGGUUUCAUUUGCAUCUGCUGCGUGCCCGUGUUGUUGCUUGUUAUCCGUGGCCUAGUUCGCGUGUUUAAUUUAUUUGUUAGAUAUUCUUUUUGGGAAACAGUUUGAUCAGGUUUUGAGCCGAAAUGGAUGUAGCAGACGCACACGUUGGCCAGCUUCGCGUUAAGGAUGAAAUUGGAGUCCGGUGCCAGAAGUUGUUCCUGGACUUUUUGGAAGACUUCAAAGAAGACGGCGAGAUUAAGUACCUGAAAACGGUGGCCGAUUUGGUGAAUCCGGAUCGUUCGACGCUGGAAGUUAGCUUCGAGGACGUCGAAAAGUACAAUCAAAACUUGGCCACCACCAUCAUCGAAGAGUAUUAUCGGAUAUUUCCGUAUCUGUGCCAGGCGGUUUCAAACUUUACCAAGGACCGGACAGAGUUGAAGAAGGAGAAGGAAUGCUACGUGUCCUUCACCGAUGUCCCCACUCGGCACAAAGUGCGUGAGCUGACGACGUCUAAAAUUGGCACGUUGAUUCGGAUUUCAGGCCAAGUUGUGCGAACUCAUCCCGUCCAUCCGGAGCUGGUAACGGGAACGUUCGUAUGUUUGGAUUGCCAGACGGAGAUUCGUAAUGUUGAGCAGCAGUUUAAGUUUACCAACCCGACCAUCUGCCGUAAUCCGGUGUGCGCGAAUCGGCGUCGUUUUAUGCUGGAGGUGGACAAAUCUCAGUUCAUCGACUUCCAAAAGGUGCGCAUCCAGGAAACUCAAGCCGAACUCCCCCGCGGAUGUAUCCCGCGUUCGGUUGAGGUGAUUCUGCGAGCGGAAAUCGUCGAAACCGUUCAGGCGGGAGAUCGCUAUGACUUCACGGGAACUUUGAUCGUCGUACCGGAUGUUGGAGCGCUACAGAUGCCGGGGGCCAAGGCAGAGAUUGGAUCUCGCCACAAGCACGGCGACAACGCAGCCGAAGGCGUGCGUGGUUUGAAAGCGCUCGGAGUGCGCGACUUGAACUACAAAAUGGCAUUCCUGGCGUGUUCCGUACAGGCCACGUCGUCCCGGUUCGGCGGAACCGACAUGCCGAUGAGUGAGGUCACGGCUGAGGACAUGAAGAAGCACAUGACCGACGCCGAGUGGAACAAGGUGUACGAAAUGUCGCGCGAUGCGAAGCUUUACCAGAACUUGAUCAACAGCCUGUUCCCGUCGGUUUACGGAAACGACGAGGUCAAGCGGGGCAUUUUGCUGAUGCUGUUUGGAGGAGUGGCGAAAACUACGCAUGAAAAAACAACACUUCGAGGAGACAUCAACUGCUGCAUUGUGGGAGAUCCCAGUACGGCCAAGUCCCAGUUCUUGAAGCAGGUGGCUGAUUUUUCGCCGCGCGCCGUCUACACCUCGGGUAAGGCGUCUUCGGCGGCUGGUCUUACAGCGGCCGUGGUCAAGGACGAAGAAAGUUACGACUUUGUGAUCGAAGCUGGAGCGCUGAUGUUGGCUGAUAACGGAAUCUGCUGCAUCGAUGAGUUUGACAAAAUGGAUCCUCACGAUCAGGUUGCAAUCCACGAAGCGAUGGAACAGCAAACCAUUUCCAUAGCAAAGGCUGGCGUUCGUGCAACGUUGAACGCUAGGACGUCCAUCUUGGCCGCGGCCAACCCGAUUGGAGGUCGUUACGAUCGUUCAAAGUCGCUCCAGCAGAACAUUCAACUUACUGCGCCCAUCAUGUCCCGUUUCGAUCUGUUCUUCAUCCUUGUGGACGAGUGCAACGAAGUCGUGGAUUAUGCCAUCGCGCGUAAGAUCGUCGAUCUGCACACGAACAUUGAAGAUCGCGUCGAACAGGUUUACUCUCGGGAGGACGUGCUUCGUUACAUUAUGUUUGCGCGCCAGUUCAAACCGAUCAUUACUCCGGAAGCCCUCGAGCUGUUGGUCGAAAACUAUGGCCACCUUCGGCAGCGCGACACCGGUACUUCCGGCAAGGGAACCUGGAGAAUCACAGUCCGACAGCUGGAGAGUAUGAUUCGUCUGAGCGAAGCCAUGGCCAAGCUUGAGUGUUGCGAAGAAGUGACGGAAAAACACGUGAAAGAAGCUUACCGACUGCUCAACAAGUCCAUCAUCCGGGUUGAGCAACCCGACAUUCAUCUGGAUGACGAAGACGACGCCGAACUAGCCCUGGCAAUGGAUGCGGAAGAAGCGGCCACCCAGCAGAACGGUCACGGCCACGAAAAUGGCAACGGCGAAAACGGUCACGACGAGACGGCGCCCAAGAAGAAGCUGACUCUUUCGUUCGACGAGUACCGCAACCUGUCCAACAUGCUGGUCAUUCACAUGCGUAACGAAGAGGCCCGCGCCGAGGAGGUUCAGGAGGAAGACGCCGCUCAGUCGGAAGGAAUCAAAAAGUCUGAGCUGAUCAACUGGUACCUGGAGCAGAUCGCGGACCAGAUCGAGAGCGAGGAGGAGCUAAUAGAGCGAAAAACGCUGAUCGAGAAGGUCGUUGAUCGACUGAUGUAUCAUGACCAAGUUAUAAUCCCACUCAAAACGGCCAACCUCGGCGACAAGGAAAGCCAAGAAGAAGAUCCGGUGCUGGUCGUGCACCCGAACUAUGUUGUGGAAUCGUAAGUCGAUUGCCAACUGCAGCAGCUGUACGUUACUUUUCUAUUCCUCUUAUACUCUGUUUUUGAUGUUUAAGGAUAUUUGACAAAUCUUAGGUUAUGCAUCGUUAAUUAUAGACAGAAAAUGUGUGUAAAA
Culex quinquefasciatus (southern house mosquito) is the source of this 2722-nucleotide messenger RNA. It is a transcript of the gene Mcm6, whose product is annotated as DNA replication licensing factor Mcm6. The transcript has 4 exons. Gene Ontology annotation, cellular component: MCM complex; nucleus. Gene Ontology annotation, biological process: double-strand break repair via break-induced replication; mitotic DNA replication; DNA replication initiation. Bases 143 to 2593 code for a protein of 816 amino acids. Lineage: Eukaryota; Metazoa; Arthropoda; Insecta; Diptera; Culicidae. Gene Ontology annotation, molecular function: ATP binding; single-stranded 3'-5' DNA helicase activity; single-stranded DNA binding. The record is from RefSeq and is a predicted model, not a curated record.